Molecule: messenger RNA, 324 nt
Organism: Dicrocoelium dendriticum
Lineage: Eukaryota; Metazoa; Platyhelminthes; Trematoda; Plagiorchiida; Dicrocoeliidae
Source: the annotation of a GenBank genome assembly
CUGAGGUGGACUUGGUUUCACCCGAACCGGAUCAAGGAUAUUGGUCUUCCUCUGAUGAGGUAGAUGCUGCACGCCUUUUACCAUAUGCCAUCAGUCACCUGCACUCCAGCUCCGCGGAAGACAAGGAACCGGAUCAGUCGUCCAGUACGGAUGUGGAGGGUGAGGUAUAUGAUGAUAUGGACGAGGAAAAUGAGCUCGAGGAUAGAGCAAGUGGCUCCGUCCAGGUGCAAUUGGUUAGCGGCAAACACCCGCGGUCGCGCUCAAAUCAACGCGUCAGCUCUAAGACGUUGCGAACUGACAGGAGCGGGAUGGUCAGUUCUUCGC